AUUAUUUAUGCUAAUUAUUAUUACUAAUAAAAGAGGCACCAAUAUAACUUUACCAUGGUGUUCAGGGCAGGGAGGGAAAGAAGCAACAAAGCCCAAAGUCUAAUUGAAAGUUUUUUUAUAUAUUAAGAAACCUGAGCAGAACCUUGGGGAGAUGUAGUCCUGUUAGUCCCGCAAGGCUGAAUUUUUCCCAGUAGCAGCCAUCAGUUCAUCGCCUCUAUGUGAGCUUAGUCUCCAGCCCACAAGAGCAGGGCUGCCCCUCCCCUCAGCCCUGUCAGCCAGCCAGCCUCCCAGAGCCACAAGUCAUCUCCAGCCUCGCCGACAAGCAGAUACCCAGAGCCCAGCCAGAGGAGCAGCUGUUCUUCAGUGAGGAGGAGGCGGAGGUGGAGGAUGGGGGGGGACGAAGUGGGGGGCGCGGAUGGAGAGGCUGGACGUGAUGCCUUUGCCUAAGCCCUGGUGCCGGUCAUGGUAAUGGUGUGUGUGAGCCGGAGGUGAGCAAGCGGCGGAGCCCAGGAUGUACUGGGGCAGGGGCUGGAGGAGGCCUCGCUGGUGGGCCUGCCUGCUGGCCGGCUUGGCCCUGCUGCUCUGCCUCCACGCCAGCCUCCGGUGCUGCUCUGGGGGGAGAAGGGGCCGAGGCGUGUCCAGCGUAUGUGGUUGCCGGACCUGUGUGGCUCAGCCUGGCACUGACUCCUGGUUUGACGAACGUUUCAACUCAAGUGUGGAGCCGCUGCUGAGCACAAAAAACUCCUGGAUCCAUCCCGAUGCCCUGCACUGGUGGAUGAGACUGCAGUCUGGCCGGACUACGGUUGUCAAAGUCACUGAGUGGUUGCUGAAGGCGGGGGCGACUACAAACCCGUACCAAGGCCCCCCCCAGCCCUCCCGCUGCCGCAGCUGCUCCGUGGUUGGGAAUUCGGGAAAUCUCCGAGGUUCGGAGUACGGGAAGUUGAUCGAUUCGCAUGACUUUGUCCUGAGGAUGAACCGUGCGGCGAUCGCUGGGUUCGAGCCGGACGUGGGCACGAGGACCACCCACCACUUCAUGUACCCAGAGAGCGCCCGUGACCUGCAGCCCCAUGUCUACCUGGUGCUCGUCCCCUUCAAACUACUCGACCUGAUGUGGCUCAGCAGUGCCUUGUCCUCAGGGCACAUCAAUGUAACCUACACCAGAGUCAAGCGAUACAUUAAAGCCGAUAGAGACAAGGUGCUCGUCAUCCACCCAGAAUUCUUCAAGUACGUCCACGAGAAUUGGACAGAGCGACACGGCCGGUAUCCGUCCACAGGCCUCCUGACUCUGGUCUUCGCUCUUCACCUCUGUGACCAGGUCUCGGUGUUCGGCUACGGGGCGGACAUCCGCGGUAACUGGCACCAUUACUGGGAGAAGAACCGGUAUGCGGGAGCGUUCCGGGCAACGGGAGUGCACCACGCCGGCUUCGAGAGGCAGGUCAUCACCCAGCUGGCCAUUGGCGGCAAAAUCCGUCUCUACCCCGGCCAAUAGCCAGUCACCUGAGCCGAGUCCCCACACACCCACACCCACCCCCGGCUCCAUCUUUUAACUCUACAAAAGACAGCACGGAAUCGUGGAGAAUUCUUUCAGCUCGUCCAAACCCGGACACUGUUUUUUCUGCAAUUUUCUUACAAUUAACCGGCUUCACAAAUCAAGGCCUGUGUCGGGAGAUUUCCACAAUCCCACCUCAGGUUAAAUUUUGGAGCAAAUCAGUCUCUGAGGCGGGACCUGACACUCAAGACAGGGGAAAUUUCACAGCAGAGGAGGCCAUUCACCCACCAUGUCCGUGCUGCUCUGAGAAACAACCAUCGUUCAGUCCCUUUCCCUGCCCGACUGGAGCAGCUGUGUGUGUGUGAAGUGGUGCGACUAUGUUUUGUGGAGUGAGUGACCAAUUUUAUUUGGGGGAUUGACGGCCAGGAC
This is a messenger RNA of Callorhinchus milii (elephant shark), 1918 nucleotides long. Its product is annotated as CMP-N-acetylneuraminate-beta-galactosamide-alpha-2,3-sialyltransferase 2-like. Bases 512 to 1489 code for a protein of 325 amino acids. NCBI's taxonomy places the organism in Eukaryota, Metazoa, Chordata, Chondrichthyes, Chimaeriformes, Callorhinchidae. Gene Ontology annotation, molecular function: beta-galactoside (CMP) alpha-2,3-sialyltransferase activity. The record is from RefSeq and is a predicted model, not a curated record. The transcript is spliced from 7 exons.